This is a messenger RNA of Aquila chrysaetos chrysaetos, 2804 nucleotides long. It is a transcript of the gene TXNDC12, whose product is annotated as thioredoxin domain containing 12. The record is from RefSeq and is a predicted model, not a curated record. The coding region runs from base 153 to 665 and encodes 170 amino acids. The transcript has 7 exons. Lineage: Eukaryota; Metazoa; Chordata; Aves; Accipitriformes; Accipitridae. Gene Ontology annotation, cellular component: endoplasmic reticulum.
UCCUGGGCUUGGGGGGGGAAAAAAAAAAAGAAAAAAAAAAAAAGAAAAAAAAAAAAAAGGAGGAGAAAGAAUAAUCACUUAAGCUGGUCCGGUGCCGUCUCGGAGGUUUAGGGGCUGCACCCGGAGUGCCGCUGCUGCCCGCGCCGACAACCAUGAAGGCUCAGCCCGCGGCAGCCUCCAUCUUCUGCCUGUGCCUGGCGCUGGCGGCCUCCGCAGCCUCCGCCGCGGAAGGGCUCGGAAAGGGUUUUGGAGAUCAUAUUCAUUGGAGAACACUAGAAGAUGGGAAGAAAGAGGCGGCAGCCAGUGGUUUGCCUCUUAUGGUUAUCAUCCACAAGUCUUGGUGUGGAGCUUGCAAAGCUUUAAAGCCAAAGUUUGCCGAAUCCAAGGAGAUCUCUGAACUUGCCCAUAAUUUUGUUAUGGUCAACCUUGAGGAUGAUGAAGAGCCAAAGGAUGAAGCCUUUAGUCCUGAUGGAGGUUACAUUCCCAGAAUCCUUUUCAUGGACCCCAGUGGAAAAGUCCACCCAGAAAUCAUAAACGAGAAAGGAAACCCCAGCUACAAGUACUUCUAUACCAAUGCUGAUCAAGUUGUCCAAGGGAUGAAGGAGGCCCAGGAGAAGCUAACAGGUGAUGCUUUCAAACAAAAACACCUGGGAGAUGAACUAUAAUGAAUACACUGAAUGAUGCUUUUCCAUCACUUCGAAACUCUAAAAGGAAAUGAUUAAACAGACCAAGAAUGUAGAUGCACUGAAGGGACAUAAUUCUUCUGUCAACAAUGUUAGCUUAAACCCUGUUUGGAGUUCACACACAUGCAUCAGUUACAGUGUUAUCUCCUCCUCUGCCUGGCAGUUUGUACUGUAAUGGUUAUUUGCAACUAGGUAAUGUGCAAACACAUCAGUUUGUGUGUUUGAGCAACCACUAAUAUUUGGUGUUAAAAGGGAGCUGUGUAGGGUGAAACAUUAUUUGAGGACAAACAGUGUGAUUGGAAUAACAAGAAGUAGCCAACAUUUUGACGCUUAAGCAGGGUUGGAUCCCUCUUUUCCACUGGUAUUAUGUGAUCCCGUUGUUUUUACUGGGGAUUCCUAUCAAUGGGGCAUGUUCCUGGGCCAGGUGUUUUCUAGACAUCCCAAACCAUGACUUCUGCCACUAAGCCAAGUAGAAUAAAUUUCAUGAAUGUCCAACUAGCAUGUGAAAUUAUUAGCUCUGCAAACAUAUUUUUGUGUAAAACUGUGUGUGAUUCAUCUUUAUUUGCCUUUGGGCAGAAAUUUAACUUUUUCCUUGGGCACUCACCUUUUGAUUGUUUUAUCAAGUGAGGGUGGGUUAUGUUGAAGCUUUACGGGGAAUUCCCCUUUUAUUCUUUGAAUGUUUUUUGGCGAAUGCCUUGCCAUCACAUUGUACUGUAUUUUUGUACCAGGGUGAAAAAUUAAACCUUUUUAAACAUAAGCAUGCAGACAGUGUUUUGUGGUAAAGGGCGUAGCUUUCCAUUCUCAAGGAUGGGGGAAUAUAUUUUUGUUUAUGUUGCAGUGGUUAUUAAUGUUGGAUGUCAUAGCUGAAGAACGUUUCUCCUUUUUAUAAUUAAAAGACAACAGUUGUUUUUUCCAUAUAAUCACAAUUCAGCCAUUCUUAUACUACCUAUACUUUUGAGGGCAGGGUAAUACCUAGUGUUCAUCUAUUGGAACUGAAAAGAAAAAUAGAGGAGAAGAAAAUCACCUCACUUAACCUGCUGGUAAUGCUUUUCCUAAUGCAGCCGGGGUUGCUCUUGGCCUUCUUUGUCACAAGGGCGCAUUGCUGGCUCAUGGUCACCUUCUUCUCCACCUGCACUCCCACACGUCCUCCUCCGCAAAGCUGCUUUCCAGACUGUCAGCCCCCAGCCUGUACUGGUGGACAGGUUAUUCCUCCCCAGGUGAAGGACUUUGCAUUUCCCUGUCUUGAACUUCCUGACAACCCUCUCUGCCCAUUUCUCCAGCCUGUUGAGGUCCUUCUGAAUGGCAGCACAACCAUCUCGUUAUCAACUACUCCCCCCAGUUUUGUAUCGACUGCCAGUUUGCUGAGGGUGGACUCUGUCCAUUCAUCCAGGUUGUUAACGAAGACGUUAAACUAUCAACCCCAGGGGUACUCCACUAGUGAUGAGCCCCUUUGAGCCGAGUGGUUCUGCCAGUUUUCCGUCCACCUCACUACCCAUUUAUUUAGGUUGUACUUCAUCAGUUUGUCUAUGAGGAUGCUGUGGGAGAUGGUGUCGAAAGCCUUAGUAAAGCCAAAGUAAACAACACUUACUGCUCUCCCCUCAUCCACCAAACUAAUCAUCUAAAGGAAGAAAUCCUGUCCAAAAGGCACUUACCAUAACUUCCCAUAACAAACAGAGAAUUUUCUACAGAUCAUUUUUGAAGAGCUGUCUGAGGACAUGAGUUGGGGAAAAUUGUAUACAACAAACCCAACUUGUCUACUGAGUCCAUUUUCACUGUUCAGUAGCAUUAUGAAUUUUACUUUCCAGACCAGUCUGCCUUUAAGGGAUUUUAGACACCAAAACUCAAUUGGGCACUAAAAGACAAGGACUCAGUGGAAAUAAUGGGAUUAUUGCACAUUACAAUUACCCUACUCAGCUACUAAAAGUUAUUCUAUGGGUUUUAUUCUCUGCUCCUCUUGCAAGUUGUCUAACAACGAUUAAAUUGAACUCAGUAACUAUUCUCAAGUUGUAUCAGCCUUCAAAGUAAAUAAUUCUGUGUAAGUCCUGAAAAAGGAUUUGUGUUUUGCAUAAUUGUCUUUUUUUUCCCAGCUGUAUCAGUUGACCUAAUAAAAAAUAGGCCCAG